Molecule: messenger RNA, 194 nt
Organism: Penicillium macrosclerotiorum
Lineage: Eukaryota; Fungi; Ascomycota; Eurotiomycetes; Eurotiales; Aspergillaceae
Exons: 2
Coding region: 9-194 (61 amino acids)
Source: RefSeq, a predicted model, not a curated record
CUCUCCCGAUGCAGAGACUUAUUCCGACUCUAGUCCCUGCGUACGCAUGCCUAGAGGGUACCAAGAUGCACUUUUUGAACUUAGGGACUCUGAAUGUCGAUGAAGGAAGGGAUCUAAUGUUAAUUGCUGGAUUGAUUUACCACCCUGAUAUAGGUCUCAUUCUUUUCGAGUGCGGGGCCGCGGAAGACGUAUAG